AUGGAAGGCGGACAAACUAGUCAAGCGACCCCUACUAGACUCGGAAUUAACAGAAAACGGCAAGAGGGGAAUCCAGUAUUGAAGUAUGUCAGAAAUGUACCCUUCGAAUGGGCGGACAUCAAAGCAGAUUUUGAAUCUGGGAAGGAACUGGGUAUUCUCUACCUUAGUUUGAAGUGGCACAAGUUGCAUCCAAGUUAUAUUGAAACCCGCCUGGACUCUGAUGGAGCCGGUUAUCGUAUCAAAGUACUUCUUGUUCUUGUGAAUGUUGAGCCUCGACAUCUCCUACGCGAACUAAAUUUGUUUUGCUGCCGUACAGGAUGGACUCUUGUUCUGUGCUAUUCCGUUGAGGAAGCUGCUGAGUAUUUGGAAAGUUUCCACAUGAGUAGAAAUAAGGAUGAAAAAGCUGCUAUACAGGCUAAUGCUACGGACGGGAACAUUAAGGCUGUAGUUGAAAUUCUUUCUUCGAUAAGAGCUGUAUCUACCUCUGAUGCUCAACGUUUGAUUGGUACCUUUGGAAGUUUGAAAGCAAUUGCAAAUGCUGACGUCGAGACACUUCUCCUUUGCCCUGGUCUGGGGAAUGUGAAAGCCGAAAAUGUUUACAAGUUUUUUCGAACUUUUUUUCGGAAAUAG
Molecule: messenger RNA, 630 nt
Organism: Enterobius vermicularis (human pinworm)
Lineage: Eukaryota; Metazoa; Nematoda; Chromadorea; Rhabditida; Oxyuridae
Source: the annotation of a GenBank genome assembly